GCAAAACAGAAAAGGGGAAGAAGAAGAAGAAAAAGAUGAAAGCAGAAGAAAGACAGAAGCAAACAAAAACCAAUUCCUCCCAACUCCCAACCAAAAAAGCCCUAUCCCCGUCCCCGCGUCUCCAUCUGCCUCGUGCCACUGGUCCUACGCGCCAUCGAAAUUCGCAAGAUCUACAUUUUUAAUUAUCUAUAUACAUACAUACAUACAUGUACUCAAUGUAGUUGUAGAGUGACUUCAUGAUUCUCACGUCCCCAGCCAGCAUCCAAUCCCCCCUCCUCAUUUGCCCAAUUCUUGAAUCCAACUCCACUACAGCUAUUUCUUUCCCCUGAUUUCUUGAAAGCCCACUCCCCUUAUCACUUCAAGACUCGGUCAUCAUCUUCAAACAAUAUUAAAUUCUCUUUCUUUAUUGCAAAGAAAUCAUUUUUUUUUUCUUUUGAGUACCCAUUUUCAAGGAACCCAUGACAGAGGUCCUCCACUCUUCAUCUCCUUCUUCGCCUUCUGCGUCUCCUCCCACGAUAUCCACACCAACCCACACCCACACUGGGUCAUUGUUUCAGGCGGGGGCUUUUGGGGAGGAAGAGGGAGAAGCCAAGGGCGGGGUUAAGGAGAGGGAUCAGCUGUCUUUGUUGGCUCUUUUAGUGACUUUGUUCAGGAAGAGUUUCUGGCUGGCUUGCAAAACGGAUAGGGCGGAGCUUUGCGGUACUGGUGGCGGUGGUGGUGGUGGUGGAGGUAUGGAGAUUGGAUGGCCUACUAAUGUGCGCCAUGUGGCACAUGUUACCUUUGAUAGGUUCAAUGGAUUCUUGGGUUUGCCUGUGGAGUUUGAGCCUGAGGUCCCCAGAAGGGCCCCUAGUGCAAGUGCCACUGUAUUUGGAGUGUCAACAGAAUCGAUGCAAUUGUCAUUUGAUUCCAGAGGGAACAGUGUUCCAACUAUUCUUCUACUGAUGCAAAGGCGUCUUUAUGCUCAAAGGGGCCUGCAGGCAGAAGGGAUUUUCAGAAUAAAUGCAGAGAAUAGCCAGGAGGAAUAUGUAAGAGAGCAAUUAAACAGAGGAGUAGUUCCAGAAGGCAUUGACGUACACUGUCUGGCAGGCCUUAUAAAGGCUUGGUUCCGUGAACUUCCAAGUGGGGUGUUGGAUUCUCUUUCCCAGGAACAGGUAAUACAAUGCCAGUCUGAAGAGGACUGUACUACACUAGUGAGACUUCUCCCCACUACUGAAGCCGCUCUGCUGGAUUGGGCCAUCAACUUGAUGGCUGAUGUUGUCCAAGAAGAACAUCUUAACAAGAUGAAUGCCCGCAACAUAGCAAUGGUAUUUGCUCCUAACAUGACACAGAUGGCAGACCCGUUGACUGCACUGAUGUAUGCGGUUCAGGUGAUGAACUUCUUGAAAACGCUUAUUGAGAAGACAUUACGAGAUAGAAAAGAUUCUGUCGUAGAACCAGCUCCAGUUUCCAACAUAGAGCCAUAUGGCGAAGAUGGUCACCAGAAUCCUCCUCAAUUUGUCCUGGAAGAAACAGAUAACUCAGCCGAAUCGUCAGAGCAGAUGUUCACUAUUGAAGAUCCCUACACGGAGAGUCUUUCUGAUUCUAAUCCCGUUGGUAACCUCACCGAUGAAGAAUAUCUCAGUUAUUCAGUUUCAACCGAGGAAUCUGAAGAAAGCGGCUCUUCGAAAUUUGUUCUCGACACUACUACUCCCAUUGCUAGAGAAGUCAGUGAUUUAGAUAGCCAGAUGUUCAAAGAGCAGACGGAUAGCAAAUUAGGUCAGUCUAGCGAUUCGAAUCAGGGUAAAGGCCCUGCGAAAACUGAUUUGGUGCAGCAGACAGGUCAGUCUCUAGGAACUGAAAACAAAUGCAAAGGAAUUAGCAAUUUGAGCCGUAUCAAUUCCAUGACAGAGCGGAUCGAAGCCUGGCGGUGAAGAAAACGUCACUGCAGCAGCAUCGCACCCCUGACUGAAUUGGCGAAACGUUUCCUCUCUGUUUGGCCGUGAAAAACUGUGAUUUGGUAAAUGUAUUUUUAUUUUAGCGUCGAGUGGUUGGUUUGGUUUUAACUCGGUUACAGUUUCACGUGUAUAUUAACAAGAGUCUACUUGCUGAAUACUAAAUUUCUGAACGUCUCCUUCGGCUUACGCAAUGUGUGAUGAUUUUUCCUCAUCAAUGAACUAUGAUUGCCUGUAUUUGUGAAGGACAACUUCCCUAUUACUUUUCUUCCAAUAAGCCAAAAUCAUUAAUUGCCAA
This is a messenger RNA of Ipomoea triloba (trilobed morning glory), 2229 nucleotides long. Its product is annotated as rho GTPase-activating protein 5-like. NCBI's taxonomy places the organism in Eukaryota, Viridiplantae, Streptophyta, Magnoliopsida, Solanales, Convolvulaceae. The coding region runs from base 459 to 1910 and encodes 483 amino acids. Gene Ontology annotation, molecular function: GTPase activator activity. The record is from RefSeq and is a predicted model, not a curated record. The transcript is spliced from 5 exons. Gene Ontology annotation, biological process: signal transduction.